Molecule: messenger RNA, 1182 nt
Organism: Tetrahymena thermophila SB210
Lineage: Eukaryota; Ciliophora; Oligohymenophorea; Hymenostomatida; Tetrahymenidae
Product: appr-1-P processing enzyme family protein
Exons: 9
Source: RefSeq, a predicted model, not a curated record
AGCUCUCAUUUAAUAUUCUAAUAGUUUAUAAGUAAAGUAAUAAUAAAAUAUUGCAUAAAAUAUAUGAAUAAUAUUUUUAGUAAAAUAUAAAAAUUGCCAAAAAUGAUGAAUUUAUUUUAACUUAAAAGUUAUUUUAAAACUACCUAAAAACCUACUUAUACUAUUGGAAACUUAUCUUCAUAACCGAUUUUGUAAUAAAAGAUUGGGGAAACUUAGAUAUCUAUUGUUAAAAAUGAUCUAACAAUGGAAAAUGUUGAUGCGAUUGUAAACGCUGCUAAUAACUUUUUAGCACAUGGAGGAGGAGUUGCAGGAGCAAUUUGCAGAAAGGGAGGAAGAAUUAUACAAAAUUAGAGUUAUGACAUAAUAAAAAUAAGAAAUAGAAUUGAAAAUGGAGAAUCAGUCACUACUGAAGCUGGACAACUUCCUUGUAAAAAAGUUAUUCAUACAGUAGGACCUAUUUGGGAAGAUGGAGACAGUAAUGAAAAAGAAGAGCUAGCUAAAUGUAUGGAAACAAUUUUAAGAGAGGCUAAAUUUUAUAAAUUAAAAUCUAUAUCUAUACCAGCCAUAUCUUCUGGUAUAUUUGGAUUCCCUAAAUAUUUGUGCGCCAAAAUUUUGCUAGAAGAAACUUAAAAGCUAUUGAAGUAUGAUUACUCUAAUUAAUUUGAAGAAAUAAGAUUCUGCAACUUUGAUAACGAAACAGUUUAGGUAUUUGCUGAAGAGUUUUAAAAGCAAUUUUAGAAUAAAGAACCCUAGUAGAUUGAAUAGCAAAGCAAAAAAAAAAAAGAAAAUAAUUAAAAUGAAGGCCUAAACGAAGAUUUUUAGGAAGAACAGAAAGAUAAUUUGAAAAACUUAGAGAAACCAAAAAUCUAAGACCAAGAUCUUUCGAAUAAUAAGGAAAAGCAAGCUUAGAAAUCAUAGGAAGAAAAUGAAAUUAAGAAAUAAGAAAUAAAAGAAUACAAAGAUAAACAUAGUGAAAUUUAAAAGGAACAAAAAAAUGAAAACCUUGAAAAAUUAUCAAAACAAAAAGAGUGGAUUAUUAAAGAUGCUAAAAAUAAUAUCUCAUAAAACCCUAGCUAUGUUAAAUAAAAUGAAGGAGAUCAAGCAAUAGAUGCUUAAUCUUAGUAGUCCUCAUAAGUAAAAGGCCAAUAGAAUAAGGUACAAAUACUAUACAAAAAAAUUUGA